AUGGCGAUACUUGGACUGGCUGAAUCCGACUCUUCUAUAUAUCCAGUUCAUUUUGACAUUGAAAAAGUAAUCCGGCCAAAUAUUCUUGCCUUACACCCAUAUAGAUGCGCCCGAGACGACUACCAAUCUGGCAUACUACUUGACGCCAAUGAAAAUGCUCUGGGGCACUCUAUACCCCUUAAAGCUACAUUCAAUCAGGACCCUGCUACUUCUAGUCAUCUCUCUUUAGAUCUCCAUCGUUAUCCCGACCCUGCUCAGAAGGAAAUCAAAUCUAGGAUUGCUGGGCUCCGAAACAUUAAAGGCACAGAUAACGUCUUCUUGGGUGUGGGCUCUGACGAAGUUAUCGACUUGCUUAUGCGCGUCUGUUGUCGCCCGGAGCACGACAAGAUUCUCAUUACACCGCCAACCUAUGGCAUGUAUGGUGUGACCGCUCAAGUUAAUGAUGUUAGUAUAGUUAAGGUCCCUCUGCUGGUCGAGAAGGGCGAAUUUCAACUAGACAUGGAUGGGAUUAAAAAAGCCGUAGCAUCAGACCCCAGUAUCAAGCUUGUAUUUGUUUGCUCCCCAGGGAAUCCGACAGGCACCCUUAUCCCCCUCAGCGACAUAAAGGCCCUUCUGGAGGAUACGAACUUCAAGGGAAUAGUAAUUGUCGAUGAAGCAUAUAUUGACUUUGCAAAGCCAGAAGACAGUGCGGUAUCGUUGGUUUCGGAAUACGCCAAUGUUUGCGUUAUGCAAACUCUCAGCAAAAGUUUUGGGCUGGCCGCUAUUCGGUUGGGCGUUGCGAUAGCUCAGCCCCCGUUGGUUCAAAUUCUUACCAAUACAAAGGCGCCUUAUAACAUCUCUACUCCCUCUGCGAGUCUAGCUCUCGCUGCUCUAUCACCGGACGGCAUUGCGAUCAUGACCGAAAAGAUCCAUGUGCUUAAUUCAAACCGUGACCGACUAAUCAAGGGGUUGGAAAAACUCUCUCCUCUUGGGGUGGGAUCUGUCAUUGGCGGAAAUCACGCAAACUUCGUCAUUGUUCCCAUCUUGUCUCGGGGCUCGACAGAGCCGGACAAUGUGAGAAGUAAUGGUGUAUACAAGCGUCUGGCCGAAGAUUUGGGUGUAGUCGUCAGAUUCAGGGGAAAUGAAUAUGGGUGUAAAGGGUGCUUGCGUAUUACGGUGGGGAGUGACGAGGAGGUUACUGCUGUGCUUGAGCGUCUGGAACAAGUGUUGAAGGAUAUGUAG
Messenger RNA from Rhizoctonia solani, 1221 nucleotides. Its product is annotated as aminotransferase class I and II protein. The transcript is spliced from 3 exons. Gene Ontology annotation, biological process: L-histidine biosynthetic process. Gene Ontology annotation, molecular function: L-histidinol-phosphate:2-oxoglutarate transaminase activity; pyridoxal phosphate binding. Bases 1 to 1221 code for a protein of 406 amino acids. NCBI's taxonomy places the organism in Eukaryota, Fungi, Basidiomycota, Agaricomycetes, Cantharellales, Ceratobasidiaceae. The record is from RefSeq and is a predicted model, not a curated record.